Messenger RNA from Phoenix dactylifera (date palm), 867 nucleotides. RefSeq lists its product as uncharacterized. Lineage: Eukaryota; Viridiplantae; Streptophyta; Magnoliopsida; Arecales; Arecaceae. The record is from RefSeq and is a predicted model, not a curated record.
CUAGAGCCGGAUUUCCCACUGGGAACCUAGCCCUAACCCCAAUCCCAAGCCCCGCCUUCGAUUCCACUUCCUCUCCUCGCUCUCGCGUCGGCGGCGGCCGCUUCUGCCCGAUCCUGGAGCCGCCAUGAAGUCCCGGGGCCUCGCGGCCGCGCGGCGAUCCGCUUCCUUCCACGGCCUGGCGCAGGGGGCCUCCGACCGGGCAACGCCGAUCCAGCUACCGGAGAACCACCGGAAUCUCCCUCGGCGGCCGGAGAUCAACGGAGGGGUGGCGGGGCAGCGGCUGACGAAGGUUUUGCUGAACCUGACGAUCGAGGGGAGCGUGGGGCCCGUGCUCUUGGUGAUGUCGCUGGAGAACACGGUGGCGGAUAUCGUCCGGGCGGCGGUGGAGACAUACGCCAAGCAGGGCCGCCGACCGCUGCUCCCCCACACCGAUCCCAAGGCUUUCAACCUCCACUACUCCCAGUAUAGCCUAGAGAUUUUGAAUCCGGAGGAGAAACUGAUCGCCUUGGGAUCUCGGAACUUCUUCUUGUACUCGAAGCCCUCGAAGCCGGCAAACAUGGUGGUGGGACGCCAGAAUUAUGGAGCCAAGGAGGUGCCGGCGGCUGCCGUGAAGUCGCGUUGAUUUUAGAAUUUUUGAGUCGUGGAAUAUCGAAUUUGACACGGAAUUUCCGAAUUUGUCUCUGGAUCCAUUCUUGAAUUUUGGAAUAAUGUUAGGUCUUCCUAUUUGUUUUUGGUGGAAGAAGUCUAUAUUUUAAUAAGAUAGCAUGCUCUAUCAGAUGAACCAAUUCAAUGGUUCUCCCCACACCUCUUUGUAUUCAAACUAUUCAAGAUCAAAAUAUGAAUGAGAAUUCGUUAUGUUAUCCACCA